This is a messenger RNA of Pseudoliparis swirei, 1100 nucleotides long. It is a transcript of the gene tat, whose product is annotated as tyrosine aminotransferase. Gene Ontology annotation, molecular function: pyridoxal phosphate binding. Bases 76 to 564 code for a protein of 162 amino acids. Lineage: Eukaryota; Metazoa; Chordata; Actinopteri; Perciformes; Liparidae. The transcript is spliced from 4 exons. The record is from RefSeq and is a predicted model, not a curated record. Gene Ontology annotation, biological process: biosynthetic process.
GCUUCUCACGCUGAGACGAAGAGCACAAGUUAUGGAAUCAGCUAGCCGCUAGUUAGCCAGCAUGCUAACUCCCCCAUGCUAAUGUUACACUGGCCACAGAUGAUGCGGCGGCUAACGGUUCCUCUUCCUUCCCGCUCGGAGGAAACGUGUGCAGAAUGUUCUGGACACUUGAAUCUGGAUCCAUGUGACGAACUAUCCGCCGUCUUCAGGUCUCUUGUUCUUCAUUCUUUUCUUCCUCAGACCAACUCAGAGAUCUGUUUCAACAAGCUGUGCACCGUCCCCGGCCUGAAGCCCGUGAUGCCUUCAGGAGCCAUGUACCUCAUGGUCGGGAUCGACAUCUAUCACUUUCCAGAGUUUAAGGACGACGUGGACUUCACCCAGCGGCUGGUGACGGAGCAGUCGGUGUUCUGCCUGCCGGCCUCAGCCUUUGAGUACCCCAACUUCUUUCGCAUCGUGGUGACGGUGCCGGAGGAGAUGAUGGUGGAGGCCUGCGAUCGGAUCGGGGAGUUCUGCCAGCGCCACCAUCGGCCCCGCAGCCGGGACAGCAACGACCUGGACCAGUGACGGGACCGGACCGCGACGGGACCGGACCCCGAAGAGGCCGGACCCCGACGGGACCGGACCCCGAAGAGGCCGGACCCCGAUGAGGCCGGACCCUGACGGGACCGGACCCCGACGGGACCGGACCCCGAAUCAGCCGCUGCGUGUCCGGGGUCAGGAGGUCAGAGGGGGAGGAGCGACUCGUCCUUCAGGUGUAAUUAUUCUGCAAUACCCAAUAUUUAUGUUUUCUACAGGCAGCGUAUAGAUGUGACUUGUUGGUGUGUAUUUAUAUGAUGUGUGUGAUGUCAUCACAGGGCCCCGCCUGCUUCGCGUUCCCCAUUCCAGGAAGUGAAUAUAUGUAUUUUAAUAUUCAUUUUCAUAAACAAUAAGACGGUCGGCUGCAUCGGCCUCCUGGUCACGUGGUGGUCCUUGUGUUUCAUGUUACUGUCGGAUUGAAACACACAGGUGUGUAAAUAUAUAUACACACAUGUGUGUAUAAAACAACAACUGUGUUUACUUUGUUCCUACCCAAUAAAAUCAUGUUGACAUGAGUACCAGAA